AUGUCGUCCAGAUCAAAGGAGAAAGUAACGGCCGCCAUUAGGAAGUUCUUCAAAAGCUCCGAAAGCAAGAGCAAGGACAGCAAGGACAAGGACGGCACGCAUACGGCCGCCCCGACGGAAGCAUCCGAUGCCGCACACCACCACCUGUCGCACGCUCACCUUCCCCAUUCGGCGGGAACGACGACGACGGCUACGACGACGACGGCGCACGGUGGUGGAGCCGGCGGUAGCAGUGGAGGUGGACCGAGUGCGGGCAGCGGGGCUCACGGGGGGCUAGCGUCGAAUGGCACCACCAACGGCAACACCAAUAGUAGCGGCAAUAGUAAAGCCAACACCGACAGUCCCAUGCGACGGCUUCGAUGCGUGGUCGCCCCAACCACCACUGCCAUGAUGAACGUUCCUGUCUCAAAACCGCUCGACACCACCAUCCGGUCGCGCCGUCUGAUGAAGGAGCUGAAGGAGAUCGAACGGUUACAGCAUUCCCGUGCCGAGCCUUGCUUUACGGUGGAACUGAUCAACGACAACCUGUACGAGUGGCACGCGCGGCUCUUCCGGAUCGACCCGGACUCGCCGCUGGCGGAGGACCUCGUCGAGUUGAACAUUCCCUUCAUCCUGCUGCACCUGGUGUUCCCGGAGAAUUUCCCGUUCGCGCCACCGUUCAUGCGCGUCGUCGAGCCCCGGAUCGAGAAGGGCUUCGUGAUGGAGGGCGGUGCCAUCUGCAUGGAGCUGCUGACGCCGCGCGGUUGGGCAAGCGCCUACACGGUCGAGGCGAUCCUGAUGCAGUUUGCGGCCAGCCUGGUCAAGGGCCAGGGUCGGGUGUCGCGAAAGCCCAAGUCCGCCAAGGAUUUCAGCAGACGCUCGGCCGAGGAUGCCUUCCGGUCGCUGGUGAAAACGCACGAAAAGUACGGCUGGGUUACACCGGCCCUUAACGACGGUUAGAAAGUAUUCUCGACGCUCAUUGGUUUCGUUUUUCAUCCUCGGCGGUAAAAAAAAUAGCACAAAACGUCGCUAAUUACGAGUAGAAUAUAACCGCGUCAUUGGAAGAUAUGCUUAGAUCGCUUCUUUUUUUUUUACACAACAACCCCCUUAGGUAGAUCGCAACCAAUGAGAUUAACAAUGAGGCGACUGGCUGAGGAGAACACGAAAUACUAAACCAUUCCCUAAGUUAGCUAAACGAAACGAUAAACAUACGGAGCUUCUCUCGAAAUGAUCUCAAAUGUAUCCUCGAAAUAUAGCAUCCACGGUCGAAUCGAAACAUUUUCCACGGUGUCUUUUGCUGGUGCACGUGUGGCAUGAGGGGGUGUGACGGAACUCGAAGGCGGGGGCUCAUCAAGCAAACACUCAUACCGUUAUAGGAUCCAAUCCCAGUGAUAGAGGUAUAAAUAUUGUCGUCCGCAAAAUAGAACAGAAACUAGGCACAAAUGAUCCGGCGUUAAGUUUCAGAGCUUUUGAAGUUUGGGUUGAUGUAGACGCGAUAGGACGGAAACAUCCGGAAACCGAAUGGGAAAACCAAUUACCACCCAGGCAGGCCGUUCCCUUACUCUCCAUAAAACGAUGUACAAACAAACAAACAAACAAACAAACAAACAAAAACAUACAUACACACACACCCUAGAAACAAAAUAUAACGAUUAGUUGCUAGCGAUGGAACGAUAUCGAGCGAGCACAAAUGUGUGGUAGAGAAACGUAAUUCUAUUUGUCCAGAGAUUAGUACCGCAAGAUAUUUUUUUUGCAGCCAGCAAGGCAGGCAGGCCGUGUGGGUCCGUGCAAACACGUUAAUUAGUCGCCGAUAAAUGAAACCAGGCACGGCUUUAUUUUGAAAAUAAAAGAGCAUACUCCAUCCAGCGUCGUCGACAUAAAAAAAUCCAUCACUCAUUCGCGUACAUAAACGGAGGAGUAUAUUUGCUGGAGACGUAUGAAUUAAAUGUAAGCGAAGUGUGCAAUAAAAGCGUCACAGACGAAGGUUUAGGGACGAAGGCGAUUCCCAAGUAUUAGAUUAACACCCACUCCCUAAAGAAGGAAAAACAAACAACAAAGCACGGAUAAACAUUAUUGGAGUAACGAACAAAUCCUUCGCUUGUGAUUGAAUGAGUUUACGUGUGUGCGUGUGUUAUGCGCUGGAGCGUGGGGCGUCGCUUUCUUUACAAAAUUGUUCAUGAGAUAUGUGUAAGAUUUUUGUAAAUAAAUGGCAUAUUUUACGGUAAGAGAUGUAUUCAACAA
This is a messenger RNA of Anopheles coustani, 2220 nucleotides long. Its product is annotated as ubiquitin-conjugating enzyme E2Q-like protein 1. Gene Ontology annotation, molecular function: ubiquitin conjugating enzyme activity. Lineage: Eukaryota; Metazoa; Arthropoda; Insecta; Diptera; Culicidae. The transcript has 4 exons. Gene Ontology annotation, biological process: ubiquitin-dependent protein catabolic process; protein polyubiquitination. Bases 1 to 939 code for a protein of 312 amino acids. The record is from RefSeq and is a predicted model, not a curated record.